Molecule: messenger RNA, 1649 nt
Organism: Malus domestica (apple)
Lineage: Eukaryota; Viridiplantae; Streptophyta; Magnoliopsida; Rosales; Rosaceae
Biological process (GO): translation
Cellular component (GO): ribosome
Molecular function (GO): structural constituent of ribosome
Source: RefSeq, a predicted model, not a curated record
AGUUAAGAAAGGAGUUAAGAAAGGAGAAAAAUGCAGAAAAUGGCUCGAAUGAAAUGAAGACGGAUUUCGUGAAGAUGUACAGUUAUGCAGAGUUGGGGGAGAAGUUGAGGAAGUUGAGGCCGGAUGGGAAGGGGCAAAACUGGUUUUCAUUGCGGGAGUUAAAUAAGAGGCUGAUGAAGUUGAGGGAGAUGGAAGAGAAGGAGACUCAGGCCGCCAUUGGCAACGUUACAUUCCAGGAUUUACGAGAAAGCUUGUUGAAGUUGCAAAGGUCGGACCAGGAAAAGGCAAAGAAAUCAUCGACAGUCCAGAGAAUUGAUAUCUUGUCACAUAUAGGUCGAACUCCAAACUUUAUGCUGCAACCUCCAAAGGAAAAUUUGGUCGAAAAGUAUUUCUAUCCAGAUAACAUGUCUUCUGCAGAAAAACUGAAGCUUGAGCUUGCCAAAGUUAGAGAUGAGUUUAAAAUGUCAGAGUCGGAUUGUGUUUCUGCUCAAGUUCAAGUGGCACAACUGACGACAAAAAUCAAGCAUCUAUCUUCAGUUUUACACAAAAAGGACAAGCAUUCUCUAAAGGGUCUUCAAGCGAUGGUGCAGCAGAGGAAGAGGUUAUUUAAGUAUCUUCGAAGAACUGACUGGGAUUCUUACUGCCUCGUUCUCUCUAAACUUGGUCUCCGAGACAAGCCAGAGUUUCUUUCUAAACUGGGUCUCCGGUACAAGGAAAAUCACAAGAAUUAGACCAGUCGGCACUCUCUCUGUUUCCUCAGCAUUUUGAUUCGUGCCUGGUCAACUAUUAUUUUUUCCAGUUGUGUAGGGAAUAAAAGUGAAAUUGAAGGUCCAUACUAGUCUCAGUUUUAGGGUUUCCCUCAUUGUGAAUAAGUAGCUCAUGCAUUUUCCAUUAGACAUGACAGUUAUAUUCAAGUAAUACAGUGUUUAACUGACGCAAGCAUUGCUGCUUUCUGUUCCGAUGGAUUGUCUUCGUAAAGAGUUGCUGUAAAUUUAUCUACCUCAGCUUUUUGCAGUUCUUCACCGCUGCCUGCCAAGUUCAAUAUCUGUAGGCUGGGACAUCUUUUUCCGAUCAUAGCCAACGCCUCAUCAUCGAUUCCGGAAUACAUCCAACUCAAUACCUUCAACUUGGGAAGUUCAAACUCAAGGAGUAAACAAAGGUUCUUCCUCACUCUACCAUCUAUCAUCAAUUCCCUAAUCUCAGAGCAUCUCUUCAGUACUUGUACAAUGCCGCCUUCUGUAACUCCCUUACAGCCGCAAAUCGAGCACUUCCAAAUUGGGGAAAGUAGAUGCAAGACUUGUCAAAAAGGCAUUGUCUAUUGAGCUAUCUUGAGCCAAGUUCAGUGAUUGUUUGCCGUACAAUCGGUUUCAAUGUUUUCGUCCCCAAUAUUUUUACCUGCCAUUUCCAUUGUAUCUAAAACCACACAGCUUGUUUACGAGGAUGUAGAAGGUGAUAUCGGUCACGUUAUUGUUCCUGCCAUUGCCAUGUCAUUGUCUCUAAGAAAAUGUGCUUUGCAUCUCUGAUCUACCAUCUUAAUUGGAUUCGGUACGCGUUAUGUUGUAUGGUUGGUUGUAAGUGAGUGGUCUUAAGUUUGAUUCUCGACAAAGACGAAUUUGAAAUACAUUAUUGCUAGUCUAUUAUGAGGUUAA